Molecule: messenger RNA, 907 nt
Organism: Marchantia polymorpha subsp. ruderalis
Lineage: Eukaryota; Viridiplantae; Streptophyta; Marchantiopsida; Marchantiales; Marchantiaceae
Source: the annotation of a GenBank genome assembly
UCAAUUCUAACUGGAGCAUGUUGUUGAUAUGUGGACCCGAACUAAACGACUGUCCACUAACAUCAGCAUUCGCUAGAGAUCAUGCCUGCAACACAUUUAUCCACAAUUCGCCAGCAGCAGUUCGACGUACCAUCUAGGAACGUUCACAUUCAUCCCGCAGUACGAUGACAUGUCGACGACAACCCCGUCUCGACCUAGUUGUAAUUGAGAUGAUAGAACUGGAUUGAAUCACAAUCAUGUAUCCAGUCGACACCGGGCGGAGAACUGCCGCAGCUUUGAGACAGUAAACGCGGUCGAAUUCUUGUGCAACUUGAUCGGUGUUUGGGGAAGACCACCACACAGAGAGACGACAAAAUGCGGCACCCCUCUUCAGGAAGGGAGCGGAUACCGGUGAGAUCCACCGGCGCUUAGCACGGUUUAGCACGGUGUCAUGAUGCAGCAAAAUCGCCACCUACAAGACUGCUGUGAGACACUUCAAGAGCUUCAACGCACGUUUUCGAUGCAUAUCGUCAGUCUGCAGGCCAAAGCACAGAAUCUUCCAGAUAACUGGCCCGAAUUCGCCGAUGAUGAUGGUCGAGUCCAGAGAUACGAACCAAAGCCCUACCCAAACGAAGAAUGUCUAAUGCAGACUACCGUCGGAACUAAUCCACCUUCACACUGUCAUCGAGCACGCACGUCAUAACACCCCAUACUGUCAAUGGCAUUCGUCAUCCACACGUGUAAUGGUGGAUAGUGAAUGAUCUUUUUUGAGUCUGCAAACGAGACUACUACGAGAACGAUUGAUCCAAUUGGCGUACCUGAUGCAAUCUUGGGAGCAACUCAAUCAUAUGCCACAGAAUUUCUACGGGUAAAGAUACUAUUUGAAACCUUUGAUAUGAAGGUGCUCCAAUUAUAAGGUUUUUCGUGU